AUGUUCGGAGGCUUCCAACCACCGCAACCCUCGCCCGAGGAGCUCCGCGCCGCCGAGGCCGAGGCGGCCUUCACUCUCCAGCGGGCCGUGGCCACUGCUGCGGCGCUCUACCUCUCACCCUUCGUCAUCGACGCCAUCUCUAAGAUGUUCUAA
Molecule: messenger RNA, 153 nt
Organism: Chaetomium strumarium
Lineage: Eukaryota; Fungi; Ascomycota; Sordariomycetes; Sordariales; Chaetomiaceae
Product: mitochondrial outer membrane translocase complex, subunit Tom5
Exons: 3
Coding region: 1-153 (50 amino acids)
Cellular component (GO): mitochondrial outer membrane; mitochondrial outer membrane translocase complex
Molecular function (GO): transmembrane protein transporter activity
Source: RefSeq, a predicted model, not a curated record